CCGAGAAGUCACCCUCUAAAAAUAGAAGAGAAUCUAGUAGAAGUUACCUCUGAAGGACAUUACAAAGGGUUAAAACAGUAACUUCCCACGGUAAAACUGCCAUCGAAACAAUCCAACGGCUGAAAGCAUUUUACUUGGAGAAGAGCCCAAAAAAUCUUCACCUCCUCAAGUAAAAAUCAUUCUCGAACCUUCCCAUCACUCCCCACACUAUAAAAACAAAAACCCACUUUCCUCUUCACCCAUCUCUUUCUCUUUAUCCAAUUUUCUCCAUCGAAUUCUGCAAAUCAUGUCUUCCUUCACCAGCAAAUUCGCCGAUGAGCUGAUCGCAAACGCUGCCUACAUCGGCACACCUGGAAAAGGUAUCCUCGCGGCAGAUGAAUCAACGGGUACCAUUGGGAAGCGUCUCUCGAGCAUCAACGUCGAGAACGUUGAGUCGAACAGGAGAGCUCUCCGGACACCUUUUGUGGAUAUACUGAAGGAAGGAGGAGUUUUGCCCGGUAUUAAGGUUGACAAGGGUACCGUUGAGCUCGCCGGAACCAACGGUGAGACGACCACGCAGGGUCUUGAUGGUCUUGGUGAGCGUUGCAAGAAGUACUACGAGGCCGGUGCUCGUUUCGCCAAGUGGCGUGCGGUGCUUAAGAUUGGUCAGAACGAGCCAUCGGAGCUAGCUAUCCACGAGAACGCUUAUGGAUUGGCUAGGUACGCCGUCAUUUGCCAAGAGAACGGUCUUGUGCCGAUCGUGGAGCCUGAGAUCCUCGUCGACGGGUCUCACGACAUCCACAAGUGUGCGGCGGUGACAGAGCGUGUCCUCGCGGCUUGCUACAAGGCCCUGAGCGACCACCAUGUCCUCCUCGAAGGAACGCUCUUGAAACCAAACAUGGUGACUCCGGGAUCAGAGAGCGCCAAGGUUGCACCAGAGGUGAUCGCAGAGCACACCGUCCGUGCCCUUCAGAGAACCGUGCCAGCGGCUGUUCCGGCCAUAGUGUUCUUGUCGGGAGGACAGAGCGAGGAAGAGGCGACGAGAAACCUGAACGCGAUGAACCAGCUGAAGACGAAGAAGCCUUGGUCGCUGUCGUUUUCGUUCGGAAGGGCGUUGCAGCAGAGCACGCUCAAGACGUGGGGAGGGAAAGAGGAGAAUGUGAAGAAGGCGCAAGAUGCGUUCUUGGUUAGGUGCAAGGCUAACUCUGAGGCUACACUUGGUGCCUACAAAGGUGAUGCUCAGCUCGGUGAAGGUGCAGCAGAGAGCCUUCAUGUUAAGGAUUACAAGUACUGAGGAAUGUGGCUAAAAGGAUUCGUAGUUUUCAUAAAUUAAUCGUUUGUGUUUGUGUUCUAUAUCUUAAUAAUAAUCGGGAAUUAUCUUAUUGGUUCUUGUUUUCUGAGGUGUCUGUUCUUGUGAAACCUUUUUUUGUAUAAUGAAAUAUUAUGUUGGGAUUUUGAAAGCAGUUCUACAGUUUAUUACUCUCUCUGUUUUAUAAAAAAUAUCAUUUUAUCAUUCUUUUUUUGUUACAUAAUAAGUGUAAUUUUAAGUUUUCAAUGCAAAAUUUUAAAUUAAUUGUCAGUUUUAUUUUUAUUAUUUUAGUUUACUAAUUA
Thlaspi arvense is the source of this 1590-nucleotide messenger RNA. NCBI's taxonomy places the organism in Eukaryota, Viridiplantae, Streptophyta, Magnoliopsida, Brassicales, Brassicaceae. The record is from the annotation of a GenBank genome assembly.